This is a messenger RNA of Coregonus sp. 'balchen', 15598 nucleotides long. NCBI's taxonomy places the organism in Eukaryota, Metazoa, Chordata, Actinopteri, Salmoniformes, Salmonidae. The record is from the annotation of a GenBank genome assembly.
AUGGACAGGUGUGUGCGUGUGGUGUGUGUGUGGUGUGUGUGCGUAUGGUGUGUGUGUGUGUGUGUGUGGUGUGUGUGUGUGGUGUGUGCGUGUGGUGUGUGCGUGUGGUGUGUGUCGUGUGUGUGGUGUCUGUGUGUGGUGUGUUGUGUGGGUGUGGUGCGUGUGGUGUGUGCGUGUGGGUGGUGUGCGUGUGGUGUGUGUGUGUGUUGUGUGUGGUGUCUGUGUGUGGUGUGUGUGUGGUGUGUGCGUGUGGUGUGUGCGUGUGGUGUGUGUGUGGUGUGUGUGCGUGUGGUGCGUGUGGUGUGCGUGUGGGGUGUGUGUGUGUGUGUGUAUGGUGUGUGUGUGUGCGUGUGGUGUGUGUGUGUGGUGUGUGUGUGGUGUGUGUGCAUGUGGUGUGCGUGUGGUGUGUGUGUGUGUGUGUAUGGUGUGUGUGUGUGCGUGUGGUGUGUGUGCAUGUGGUGUGUGUGUGUGAGUGUAGACUCAGGACGUUAGAGGUGACUGCAUAAUGACCAUCUGGUUUCAUAUAAACAAACACAAACACGUAAUUGUGUUUCCGUCCCCCUAUUUUCUCUUCUAUUAAUCAACACAACCCUGUUAUCAUCUGAUAUAUGACCACCAGUACAAUACAACCCUGUUACCAUCUGUUAUAUAUGACCACCAGUACAAUACAACCCUGUUACCAUCUGAUAUAUAUGACCACCAGUACAACACAACCCUGUUACCAUCUGAUAUAUAUGACCACCAGUACAACACAACCCUGUUACCAUCUGAUAUAUAUGACCACCAGUACAACACAACCCUGUUAUCAUCUGAUAUAUAUGACCACCAGUACAACACAACCUGUUACCAUCUGUUAUAUAUGACCACCAGUACAACACAACACAACCCUGUUACCAUCUGUUAUAUAUGACCACCAGUACAACACAACCCUGUUACCAUCUGUUAUAUAUGACCACCAGUACAACACAACCCUGUUACCAUCUGUUAUAUAUGACCACCAGUACAACACAACCCUGUUACCAUCUGAUAUAUAUGACCACCAGUACAACACAACCCUGUUAUCAUCUGAUAUAUAUGACCACCAGUACAACACAACCUGUUACCAUCUGUUAUAUAUGACCACCAGUACAACACAACACAACCCUGUUACCAUCUGAUAUAUAUGACCACCAGUACAACACAACCCUGUUACCAUCUGAUAUAUAUGACCACCAGUACAACACAACCUGUUACCAUCUGUUAUAUAUGACCACCAGUACAACACAACCCUGUUACCAUCUGAUAUAUAUGACCAACAGUACAACACAACACAACCCUGUUACCAUCUGAUAUAUAUGACCACCAGUACAACACAACCCUGUUACCAUCUGAUAUAUAUGACCACCAGUACAACACAACCUGUUACCAUCUGUUAUAUAUGACCACCAGUACAACACAACCCUGUUACCAUCUGAUAUAUAUGACCACCAGUACAACACAACCCUGUUACCAUCUGAUAUAUAUGACCACCAGUACAACACAACCUGUUACCAUCUGUUAUAUAUGACCACCAGUACAACACAACCCUGUUACCAUCUGAUAUAUAUGACCACCAGUACAACACAACCCUGUUACCAUCUGAUAUAUAUGACCACCAGUACAACACAACCCUGUUACCAUCUGAUAUAUAUGACCACCAGUACAACAAAACCUGUUACCAUCUGUUAUAUAUGACCACCAGUACAAACACAACCCUGUUACCAUCUGAUAUAUAUGACCACCAGUACAACACAACCCUGUUACCAUCUGAUAUAUAUGACCACCAGUACAACACAACCCUGUUAUCAUCUGAUAUAUAUGACCACCAGUACAACACAACCCUGUUACCAUCUGAUAUAUAUGACCACCAGUACAACACAACCCUGUUACCAUCUGAUAUAUAUGACCACCAGUACAACACAACCCUGUUAUCAUCUAAUAUAUAUGACCACCAGUACAACACAACACUGUUACCAUCUGUUAUAUAUGACCACCAGUACAACACAACCCAGUUACCAUCUGUUAUAUAUGACCACCAGUACAACACAACCCUUUUACCAUCUGUUAUAUAUGACCACCAGUACAACACAACCCUGUUACCAUCUGAUAUAUAUGACCACCAGUACAACACAACCCUGUUACCAUCUGUUAUAUAUGACCACCAGUACAACACCACCCUGUUACCAUCUGUUAUAUAUGACCACCAGUACAACACAACCCUGUUACCAUCUGAUAUAUAUGACCACCAGUACAACACAACCCUGUUACCAUCUGUUAUAUAUGACCACCAGUACAACACAACCCUGUUACCAUCUGUUAUAUAUGACCACCAGUACAACACAACCCUGUUAUCAUCUGUUAUAUAUGACCACCAGUACAACACAACCCUGUUACCAUCUGUUAUAUAUGACCACCAGUACAACACAACCCUGUUACCAUCUGAUAUAUAUGACCACCAGUACAACACAACCCUGUUACCAUCUGUUAUAUAUGACCACCAGUACAACACAACCCUGUUAUCAUCUGAAAUAUAUGACCACCAGUACAACACAACCCUGUUACCAUCUGUUAUAUAUGACCACCAGUACAACACAACCCUGUUACCAUCUGUUAUAUAUGACCACCAGUACAACACAACCCUGUUACCAUCUGUUAUAUAUGACCACCAGUACAACACAACCCUGUUACCAUCUGUUAUAUAUGACCACCAGUACAACACAACCUGUUACCAUCUGAUAUAUAUGACCACCAAUACAUCACAACCCUGUUACCAUCUGAUAUACAGUGGGGAAAAAAAGUAUUUAGUCAGCCACCAAUUGUGCAAGUUCUCCCACUUAAAAAGAUGAGAGAGGCCUGUAAUAUUCAUCAUAGGUACACGUCAACUAUGACAGACAAAUUGAGAAGAAAACAAUCCAGAAAAUCACAUUGUAGGAUUUUUAAUGAAUGUAUUUGCAAAUGAUGGUGGAAAAUAAGUAUUUGGUCACCUACAAACAAGCAAUAUUUCUGGCUCUCACAGACCUGUAACUUCUUAAUUAAGAGGCUCCUCUGUCCUCCACUCGUUACCUGUAUUAAUGGCACCUGUUUGAACUUGUUAUCAGUAUAAAAUACACCUGUCCACAACCUCAAACAGUCACACUCCAAACUCCACUAUGGCCAAGACCAAAGAGCUGUCAAAGGACACCAGAAACAAAAUUGUAGACCUGCACCAGGCUUGGAAGACUGAAUCUGCAAUAGGUAAGCAGCUUGGUUUGAAGAAAUCAACUGUGGGAGCAAUUAUUAGGAAAUGGAAGACAUACAAGACCACUGAUAAUCUCCCUCGAUCUGGGGCUCCACGCAAGAUCUCACCCCGUGGGGUCAAAAUGAUCACAAGAACGGUGAGCAAAAAUCCCAGAACCACACGGGGGGACCUUGUGAAUGACCUGCAGAGAGCUGGGACCAAAGUAACAAAGACUACCUUCAGUAACACACUACGCCGCCAGGGACUCAAAUCCUGCAGUGCGAGAUGUGUCCCCCUGCUUAAGCCAGUACAUGUCCAGGCCCGUCUGAAGUUUGCUAGAGUGCAUUUGGAUGAUCCAGAAGAGGAUUGGGAGAAUGUCAUAUGGUCAGAUGAAACCAAAAUAGAACUUUUUGGUAAAAACUCAACUCGUCGUGUUUGGAGGACAAAGAAUGAUGAGUUGCAUCCAAAGAACACCAUACCUACUGUGAAGCAUGGGGGUGGAAACAUCAUGCUUUGGAGCUGUUUUUAUGCAAAGGGACCAGGACGACUGAUCCGUGUAAAGGAAAGAAUGAAUGGGGCCAUGUAUCGUGAGAUUUUGAGUGAAAACCUCCUUCCAUCAGCAAGGGCAUUGAAGAUGAAACGUGGCUGGGUCUUUCAGCAUGACAAUGAUCCCAAACACACCGCCAGGCAACGAAGGAGUGGCUUUGUAAGAAGCAUUUCAAGGUCCUGGAGUGGCCUAGCCAGUCUCCAGAUCUCAACCCCAUAGAAAAUCUUUGGAGGGAGUUGAAAGUCCGUGUUGCCCAGCGACAGCCCCAAAACAUCACUGUUCUAGAGGAGAUCUGCAUGGAGGAAUGGGCCAAAAUACCAGCAACAGUGUGUGAAAACCUUGUGAAGACUUACAGAAAACGUUUGACCUGUGUCAUUGACAAUAAAGGUUAUAUAACAAAGUAUUGAGAAACUUUUGUUAUUGACCAAAUACUUAUUUUCCACCAUAAUUUGCAAAUACAUUCAUUAAAAAUCCUACAAUGUGAUUUUCUGGAUUUAUUUUUCUCAUUUUGUCUGUCAUAGUUGACGUGUACCUAUGAUGAAAAUUACAGGCCUCUCUCAUCUUUUUAAGUGGGAGAACUUGCACAAUUGGUGGCUGACUAAAUACUUUUUUCCCCCACUGUAUAUGACCACCAAUACAUCACAACCCUGUUACCAUCUGAUAUAUAUGACCACCAGUACAACACAACCCUGUUACCAUCUGAUAUAUAUGACCACCAGUACAACACAACCUGUUACCAUCUGAUAUAUAUGACCACCAAUACAUCACAACCCUGUUACCAUCUGUUAUAUAUGACCACCAAUACAUCACAACCCUGUUACCAUCUGAUAUAUAUGACCACCAGUACAACACAACCCUGUUACCAUCUGUUAUAUAUGACCACCAGUACAACACAACCCUGUUACCAUCUGUUAUAUAUGACCACCAGUACAACACAACCCUGUUACCAUCUGAUAUAUAUGACCACCAGUACAACACAACACAACCCUGUUACCAUCUGAUAUAUGACCACCAGUACAACACAACCCUGUUACCAUCUGUUAUAUAUGACCACCAGUACAACACAACCCUGUUACCAUCUGAUAUAUGACCACCAGUACAACACAACCCUGUUACCAUCUGUUAUAUAUGACCACCAGUACAACACAACCCUGUUACCAUCUGUUAUAUAUGACCACCAGUACAACACAACCCUGUUAUCAUCUGUUAUAUAUGACCACCAGUACAACACAACCCUGUUACCAUCUGUUAUAUAUGACCACCAGUACAACACAACCCUGUUACCAUCUGUUAUAUAUGACCACCAGUACAACACAACCCUGUUUACCAUCUGAUAUAUGACCACCAGUACAACACAACCCUGUACCAUCUGUUAUAUAUGACCACCAGUACAACACAACCCUGUUACCAUCUGUUAUAUAUGACCACCAGUACAACACAACCCUGUUAUCAUCUGUUAUAUAUGACCACCAGUACAACACAACCCUGUUACCAUCUGUUAUAUAUGACCACCAGUACAACACAACCCUGUUACCAUCUGAUAUAUAUGACCACCAGUACAACACAACCCUGUUACCAUCUGAUAUAUAUGACCACCAGUACAACACAACCCUGUUAUCCAUCUGAAAUAUAUGACCACCAGUACAACACAACCCUGUUACCAUCUGUUAUAUAUGACCACCAGUACAACACAACCCUGUUACCAUCUGUUAUAUAUGAACCACCAGUACAACACAAACCCUGUUACCAUCUGUAUAUAUGACCACCAGUACAACACAACCCUGUUACCAUCUGUUAUAUAUGACCACCAGUACAACACAACCCUGUUACCAUCUGUUAUAUAUGACCACCAGUACAACACAACCUGUUACCAUCGGAUAUAUAUGACCACCAAUACAUCACAACCCUGUUACCAUCUGAUAUAUAUGACCACCAAUACAUCACAACCCUGUUACCAUCUGAUAUAUAUGACCACCAGUACAACACAACCCUGUUACCAUCUGAUAUAUAUGACCACCAGUACAACACAACCUGUUACCAUCUGAUAUAUAUGACCACCAAUACAUCACAACCCUGUUACCAUCUGUUAUAUAUGACCACCAAUACAUCACAACCCUGUUACCAUCUGAUAUAUAUGACCACCAGUACAACACAACCCUGUUACCAUCUGUUAUAUAUGACCACCAGUACAACACAACCCUGUUACCAUCUGUUAUAUAUGACCACCAGUACAACACAACCCUGUUACCAUCUGAUAUAUAUGACCACCAGUACAACACAACACAACCCUGUUACCAUCUGAUAUAUGACCACCAGUACAACACAACCCUGUUACCAUCUGUUAUAUAUGACCACCAGUACAACACAACCCUGUUACCAUCUGAUAUAUGACCACCAGUACAACACAACCCUGUUACCAUCUGUUAUAUAUGACCACCACUACAACACAACCCUGUUACCAUCUGUUAUAUAUGACCACCAGUACAACACAACCCUGUUACCAUCUGAUAUAUAUGACCCCCAGUACAACACAACCCUGUUACCAUCUGAUAUAUAUGACCCCCAGUACAAGACUAAUCACUUCUGUGACGUGUGGCUUUGUGUCUCUUUGUGCCUCGAGUACUCUGCAGAGUAGACUCGUCUCUGUGUCUCUCUCUCUCUCUCUCCGUCUCCCACCCUCCCUAUCUUCCUAUUUCUCUCUCCCUCUCUCUCUCCCUCCCUCAUCUCGCUUAGCUUAGCUCCUGCAGUAGUCAGUGUCAGCGGUCUGUGUGUCUGUUUGCUGAAGUCCAACUCACCCUUUAAAGUCUCCAUUACGACUAUAUCUAAGGGUACUUAAUACCAGGUCCUUGAUGGGCUCUCACCCUUUAAAGUCUCCAUUACGACUAUAUCUAAGGGUACUUAAUACCAGGUCCUUGAUGGGCUCUCACCCUUUAAAGUCUCCAUUACGACUAUAUCUAAGGCUACUUAAUACCAGGUCCUUGAUGGGCCUCUCACCCUUUAAAGUCUCCAUUACGACUAUAUCUAAGGCUACUUAAUACCAGGUCCUUGAUGGGCUCUCACCCUUUAAAGUCUCCAUUACGACUAUAUCUAAGGCUACUUAAUACCAGGUCCUUGAUGGGCUCUCACCCUUUAAAGUCUCCAUUACGACUAUAUCUAAGGGUACUUAAUACCAGGUCCUUGAUGGGCUCUCACCCUUUAAAGUCUCCAUUACGACUAUAUCUAAGGGUACUUAAUACCAGGUCCUUGAUGGGCUAUCUCCCAACCUCUCAUGAGGCUCUGACACAGGGAGGCUGCUUUGACUGACAAGGCUCUGAACUCUCCCUCAGCAAUCAUGGCUCAUGGUUUUCUCCCAUUCCAUUUUUACCCCUACACCCUUCCCCUUCGGUGUUUGCAGAUCUGAAGGGACUGGAUAUAUUUCAGCAAUAUGGUCAUGGUAAGAGAAGAGAGAUUUUCAGUUUGGAACCAAGCCCCUCUCCUCAGAGGUAUCAUCACAGCCUAAUUAGGCCAGGCCAGGACAUGGGCUGUGGGGAAACAGAGUAGGAGUCUUCAGGGGCUGCUGGGGGGUUUGAGGAUGACUCACAGCUCUUCCUAAAACCAGUUUGAUUUGACCUGGUGGCUAGGACUACAACAUCUCAUUUCCAAUAUGUAGUUCUGAUAGAGGUGAUGAUAGACGAGGUGUGUGUGUGUGUUCGUCGGUACCUACGGUAUAACAGUGUUUCCUCUCUCCAGACGAGGUAAGCAGGGAGGCGAUGGAACAGGCAGUUCAGCUCAGAGUUGGAGAGCUCAUCAUCAUCGUAGUGGUGCUCGUCAUGUGGGCAGGUAACUCGACUGCAACACAACCACAGCACAACACAACCACAGUCUGAUCACAACCACACUGACCAUGACUUCAGGACAGAAUUAGUAUAAUAUUAGUGGCGCUCGUCAUGUUGGUAUAUGGCCGGACCGCUACACAACCAUAUCACAUCAAAUCACAACCACAACACAACAGAACCAUUUCCAUGCCUCAAUGUGGGCAGGUAACCAACCCACAAUACAACCACAACACAACAGAACCACUUCCAUGCCUCAUGAGGGCAGGUAACCAGCCCACAAUACAACCACAACACAACAGAACCACUUCCAUGCCUCAUGAGGGCAGGUAACCAAACCACAACACUAUGGGGAUCCAUAAUAAACCCCUUGGCAGGAACUAAUGGGGAUCCAUAAUAAAUACAAAUACAAAACACAACCAUAACACACAUACAGUUGAAGUCGGAUGUUUACAUACACUUAGGUUGGAGUCAUUAAAACUCGUUUUUCAACCACUCCACAAAUUUCUUGUUAACAAACUCUAGUUUUGGCAAGUCGGUUAGGUCAUCUACUUUGUGCAUGACACAAGUACUUUUUCCAACAAUUGUUUACAGACAGAUUAUUUCACUUAUAAUUCACUGUAUCACAAUUCCAGUGGGUCAGAAGUUUACAUACACUAAGUUGACUGUGCCUUUAAAUAGCUUGGAAAAUUCCAGAAAAUGAUUGACAUCUUUUGAGUAAAUUGGAGGUGUACCUGUGGAUGUAUUUCAAGGCCUACCUUCAAACUCAGUGCCUCUUUGCUUGACAUCAUGGGAAAAUCAAAAUAAAUCAGCCAAGACCUCAGAAAAAAAAAGUAGACCUCCACAAGUCUGGUUCAUCCUUGGGAGCAAUUUCCAAACGCCUGAAGGUUCCACGUUCAUCUGUACAAACAAUUGUACGCAAGUAUAAACACCAUGGGACCACGCAGCCAUCAUACCGCUCAGGAAGGAGACGCAUUCUGUCUCCUAGUGAUGAACGUACUUUGCAAAUCAAUCCCAGAACAACAGCAAAGGAACUUGUGAAGAUGCUGGAGGAAACAGGUACAAAAGUACCUAUAUCCAGAGUAAAACGAGUCAUAUAUCGACAUAACCUGAAAGGCCGCUCAGCAAGGAAGAAGCCACUGCUCCAAAAUCGCCAUAAAAAAUCCAGACUACGGUUUGCAACUGCACAUGGGGACAAAGAUCGUACAUUUUGGAGAAAUGUCCUCUGGUCUGAUGAAACAAAAAUAGAACUGUUUGGCCAUAAUGACCAUCGUUAUGUUUGGAGGAAAAAGGGGUGGCUUGCAAGCCGAAGAACACCAUCCCAACCGUGAAGCACGGGGGUGGCAGCAUCAUGCUGUGGGGGUGCUUUGCUGGAGGAGGGACUGGUGCACUUCACAAAAUAGAUAGUAUUAUGAGGAAGGAAUUAUGUGGAUAUAUUGAAGCAACAUCUCAAGACAUCAGUCAGGAAGUUAAAGUUUGGUCGCAAAUGGGUCUUCCAAAUGGACAAUGACCCCAAGCAUACUUCCAAAGUUGUGGCAAAAUGACUUAAGGACAACAAAGUCAAGGUAUUGGAGUGGCCAUCACAAAGUCCUGACCUCAAUCCUAUAGAAAAUGUGUGGGCAGAACUGAAAAAGCGUGUUAGAGCAAGGAGGCCUACAAACCUGACUCAGUUACACCAGCUCUGUUAGGAGGAAUGGGCCAAAAUUCACCCAACUUAUUGUGGGAAGCUUGUGGAAGGCUACCCGAAACGUUUGACCCAAGUUAAACAAUUUAAAGGCAAUACUACCAGAUACUAAUUGAGUGUGAUGAAAGAAAUAAAAGCUGAAAUAAAUCAUUCUCUCUACUAUUAUUCUGACAUUUCACAUUCUUAAAAUAAAGUGGUGAUCCUAACUGACCUAAGACAGGGAAUUUUUACUAGGAUUAAAUGUCAGGAAUUGUGAAAAUCUGCGUUUUAAAUCUAUUUGGCUAAGGUGUAUGUAAACUUCCGACUUCAACUGUAUUUACUUUGUUGUUGAUUUCAUUUAAUCCUAAACCUAGACUAAUAUACCAGAGAGGUAUACUAAAAAGCACCAGAGGGGUAUACUGAAAAGCAAGAUCAUUGAGUUAGCCAGCUGACUUUGAUAAGCAACCAGAAAUAACUAUUGAAAGCUAAACUUAGAUAUGUAUAUUUGUUUUUUGAAUCAAUUAGACCCUGCCCAUUUCCAGCUUAUCUUUCUAGAAAAUUCAAAGUUAUAUUGAUCCUGUUUUGUACCCCUCAGUUUCAUCUACACACUCUGCUAUGAAUGCAUACAGCAUACUCUCUACCACUCUCACUGUGGGAUGAAUCUCUGUUACUGUGCCUCAAGUACUCUGCAGAGGAGACUAUAGCUACUACUUCUCUUUUUCUCUCUCUCAAGAGAUUGGAUAGUAGAGGAGAUGAGAUAUAGCGCGUAGCGAGAGAGCGAUAGCUCGAUCUAGGUAUCUAGAGAUAUGUGACUAGAGAGAAGAGCGUAGUCGAGUAGAUGAUCGCUCUGUCUGUCGUGUCUACUAGAUCGCUCUCUAUAUAGAUCUAUAGCUAUUGCUCCUCAUAUAUCUAUCUUCUCUCUCCUCUAGUCUCUCUCUCUCUCUCUCUCUCCUCUCUCUCUCCUCUCUCUCUCGCUCUCUCUCUUUCGGCUGUGCUCUCUCUCUCUCUCUCUCUGGCUCUCUCUUGCUCUCUGUAUUUCUCUCAAUUAAAUUCAAAUGAAGGGCUUUAUUGACAUGGGAAACAUAUGUUUACAUUGCCAAAGCAAGUGAAAAAGAUAAUUAACAAAAGUGAAGUAAACAACAAAAAAUGUAUUACUCUCACAAAUGUUCAAAAGUAAUAGAGACAUUUCAAAAUGUCAUUUUUGGCUAUGUACUGUGUUAUAACGAUGUGCAAAUAGUUAAAGUACAAAAGGGAAAGUAACUAAACAUAAAUAUGGGUUGUAUUUACAAUGGUGUUUGUUCUUCACUUGUUGCCCUUUUCUUGUGGCAACAGGUCAUUAAUCUUGGUGCUGUGAUGGCACACUGUGGUAUUUCACCCAAUAGUAUGGGAGUUUAUCAAAAAUUGAUUUUUUUUCCAGUUCUUUGGGGGUCUUUUUAAUCUGAGGGAAAUAUGUCUCUCUAAUAUGGUCAUACAUUUGGCAGAAGGUUAGAAAGUGCAGCUCAGUUUCCACCUCAUUUUGUGGGCAGUGUGCACAUAGCCUGUCUUCUCUUGAGAGCCAGGUCUGCCUACAAUGGCCUCUCUCAAUAGCAAGGCUAUGCUCACUGAGUCUGUACAUAGUCCAAGCUUUCAUUAAUUUAGGGUCAGUCACAGUGGUCAGGUAUUCUGCCAUUGUGUACUCUCUGUUUAGGGCCAAAUAGCAUUCUAGUUUGCUCUGUUUUUGGUAAAUUCUUUCCAAUGUGUCAAGUAAUUAUCUUUUUAUGAUUUGUGUGAGUCUAAUUGUGUUGCUGUCGCUGUCCUGGGGCUCUGUGGGGUCUGUUUGUGUUUGUGAACAGAGUCCCAGGACCGGCUUGCUUAGCGGACUCUUCUCUAGGUUAAUCUCUCUGUAGGUGAUGGCUUUGUUAUGGAAGGUUUGGGAAUUACUUGAUUUUAGGUGGUUGUAGAAUUUAACGGCUCUUUUCUGGAAUUUGAAAAUUACCAGGUAUCGGCCUAAUUCUGCUCUGCAUGCAUUAUUUGGUGUUUUACGUUGUACAUGGAGGAUGUUUUUGCAGAAUUCUGCAUGCAGAGUCUCAAUUUGGUGUUUGCCCCAAUUUGUGAAUUCUUGGUUGGUGAGCGGACCCCAGACCUCACAACCAUAAAGGGCAAUGGGUUCUAUAACUGAUUCAAGUAUUUUUAGCCAGAUUCUAAUUGGGAUGUCGAAUUUAUGUUCCUUUUGAUGGCGUAGAAGGCCCUUCUUGCCUUGUCUCUCAGAUCGUUCAGAGCUUUGUGGAAGUUACCUGUGGUGCUGAUGUUUAGGCUGAGGUAGGUAUAGUUUUUUUCUGUGCUCUAGGUCAACAGUGUCUAAAUGGAAUUUGUAUUUGUGGUCCUGGCAGCUGUAUCAUUUUUAGAACACCAUUAUUUUUGUCUUACUGUGAUUUACUGUCAGGGCCCAGGUCUGACAGAAUCUAUGCAGAAGAUCUAGGUGCUGCUGUAAGUCCUCCUUGGUUGUUGACAGAAGCACAGAUCAUCAGCAAACAGUAGACAUUUGACUUCAGAUUCUAGUAGGGUGAGGCCGGGUGCUGCAGACUGUUCUAUUGCCCUCGCCAAUUCAUUGAUAAUAUGUUGAAUAGGGUGGGGCUCAAGCUGCAUCCCAUGUCUCACCCACGGCCACUGCGGAAAGCAAAUGUGUGUGUUUUUUUGCCAAUUUUAACCGCACACUUGUUGUUGUGUACAUGGAUUUUUAUCAUGUCAUAUGUUUUCCCCCCAACACCACUUUCCAUCAAUUUGAAUAGCAGACCCCUCAUGCCAAAAUGAGUCAAAUUAAUUCCAAAACAAAGACUUUGCCUUUGUUUUGGCUUGUUUGUUUGUUCAAUUAGGGUGUGCAGGGUGAAUACGUGAUCUGCGACGGUUAAUUUGGUUAAAAAGCCAAUUUCCCAUUUGCUCGUACAUGUUGACGAUAGAUCACGGUCAGUUAUUGGGGGUCAAAUUUGUUCUACUUGCGGAUUGGGGUGAUCAGUAUUGGUUGCCAUAUGUGGAAGAGCAAGAGCUAGGGAGAUGUUAAAGGGUUUGAUAUACCAAGUGGAAUUGAGAGGUCGGGGAUAGGGUAGAAUGGCAUUUCGGAUACCAUCGAUAUCUCUAGCAGGAGUGAGAGAGAGAGAGAGAGGAGAGAGAGAGAGGAGAGGAGAGAGACAGAGAGAGAGAGAGGAGAGAGAGAGAGAGAGGAGAAGAGAGAGAGAGAGAGAGCAAGAGAGAGAGAGAGAGGGAGAAGAGGAGAGAGAGAGAGAGAGAGAGAGAGAAGAGAGAAGAGAGAGAGAGAGACGAGAGAGAGAGAGAAUUCUCUCUCUCUCUCUUUGGCUCUAUCUUGCUCCUGUUUUUUAAAUUGUAAAUUCAAAUGAAGGCUUUAUUGCAUGGAAAACAUAUGUUUUACAUUGCCAAAGCAGUGUGAAAAAAGCUUAAUAACAAAAGUGAAGUGAAACAACAAAAAGAUACUCUCACAAAUGCAAAAGUAAAGAGACAUUUCAAAAUGUCAUUUUUUGGCUAGUGUACUGAGUUAUAACGAGUGUGCAAAUAGUUAAAGUACAAAAGGGAAAGUAAAUAAACAAAAUAGGGUUGUGUAUUUACAAUGGUGUUUGUUCUUCACUUGUGCCCUUUCUUUGUGGCAAACAGUCAUUAUCUUGGUGCUGUGAUGGCACAAUGUGGUAUUACCAAUAGAUAUGGAGUUUAUCAAAAAAUUGAUUUUUUUUUUCAGUUCUUGGGGGCUUUUAAUCUGAGCGGGAAAUAUGUCUAUCUAAUAUGGCGUCAUUAAAUUUGGCCAGAAGUUAGAGAGGGCAGCUCAGUUUAAACUUCAUUUGUGGGCAGUGUUCACUAGCUGUCUUCUCUUGAGAAGCCAGGUCUGCCUUACAUGGCCUCCUCAAUAGCAAGGCUAUUGCCACCGGCGUUGUACAUGUACCAAGCUAGAGUUCAUUAAUUUAGGGUCAGUCACAGUGGCAGUAUUCUGCCAUUGUGUACUCUCGUGUAGGCCCAAAUAGCAUUUAGUUUGCUCUGUUGUUUUGGUAAAUGUCUUUCCAAAGUGUCAAGUCGUAAUUAUCAUUUUACUGAUUUUGUUAGGGUUAAUUGUGUUGCUGUUUGCUGGCCUGGGGCUCUGUGGGGUCUGUUGGUGUUUUGGAACAGAGUUCCCAGGACCGGCUUGCUUAGCGGGAAAAAAAAUUCCCUUAUAUGGUUAAUCUCUCUGAGGUGAUGGCUUUUGGUUAUGGAAAGGUUUGGGAAUUACUUGAUUUUUAGGGUGGUUGUAGAAUUUAACGGCUCUUUCUGGAAUUUGAAAAUUACCAGGUAUCGGCCUCAUAAUUCUGCUCUGCAUGCAUUAUUUGGUGUUUUACGUUGUACAUGGAGGAUGUUUUUGCAGAAUUCUGCAUGCAGAGUCUCAAUUUGGUGUUUGCCCCAAUUUGUGAAUUCUUGGUUGGUGAGCGGACCCCAGACCUCACAACCAUAAAGGGCAAUGGGUUCUAUAACUGAUUCAAGUAUUUUUAGCCAGAUCCUAAUUGGGAUGUCGAAUUUAUGUUCCUUUUGAUGGCGUAGAAGGCCCUUCUUGCCUUGUCUCUCAGAUCGUUCAGAGCUUUGUGGAAGUUACCUGUGGUUGCUGAUGGUUUAGGCCUGAGGUAGGUAUAGUUUUUUUCUGUGCUCUAGGUCAACAGUGUCUAAAUGGAAUUUGUAUUUGUGGUCCUGGCAGCUGUAUCAUUUUUAGAACACCAUUAUUUUUGUCUUACUGUGAUUUACUGUCAGGGCCCAGGUCUGACAGAAUCUAUGCAGAAGAUCUAGGUGCUGCUGUAAGUCCUCCUUGGUUGUUGACAGAAGCACCAGAUCAUCAGCAAACAGUAGACAUUUGACUUCAGAUUCUAGUAGGGUGAGGCCGGGUGCUGCAGACUGUUCUAUUGCCCUCGCCAAUUCAUUGAUAUAUAUGUUGAAUAGGGUGGGGCUCAAGCUGCAUCCCUGUCUCACCCCACGGCCCUGCGGAAAGAAAUGUGUGUGUUUUUUGCCAAUUUUAACCGCACACUUGUUGUUUGUGUACAUGGAUUUUAUCAUGUCAUAUGUUUUCCCCCCAACACCACUUUCCAUCAAUUUGAAUAGCAGACCCUCAUGCCAAAAUGAGUCAAAUUAAUUCCAAAACAAAGACUUUGCCUUUGUUUUGGCUUGUUUGUUUGUCAAUUAGGGUGUGCAGGGUGAAUACGUGAUCUGUCGUACGGUAAUUUGGUAAAAAGCCAAUUUCCCAUUUGCUCAGUACAUUGUUGACGCAUAUAUCACGGUAGUUAUUGGGGUCAAAUUUGUCUCCACUUUUGUGGAUUGGGGUGAUCAGUCCUUGGUUCCAAAUAUUGUGGAAGAUGCCAGAGCUGAGGAUGAUGUUAAAGGGUAUAGCCAAUUGAAGUUGUGGCUAGGUUAUUUUAUUAAUUUAAGUAGGAGAAAAUUUAUAUAGCAUAGAUAGAGAGUAGAGAGUAGACUAUAUAGUGUAUAUACUAGCUAGAUCUCAUUAGAGAUAGAGAGAUAGAAGAGAGAGAAGAGAGAGAGAGCUCUUAAGAAUCUCGCUUCUCUUCUCUCUCUCUCUAUCUCUCUCUCUUCUCUCUCUCUCUCGCUCUUCUCUACAUCAUGCUCUGCUUUCUUUUCAGAUCUCAUCAAAUUUCAAUUCCAUUCAAAGGGAUUUAUUGAUGGGGAAAGGAAACCAACGUUUACACCAAGCAAGGUGUGAAAUAACAAGAACAGGAAGGGAAAAUAACACGGUAAAAUAAACAAUAAAAAAAGAAUAGUAAAACAUUUACUCGGGUCUAUUCGAGUCUAUAGAGAUGCUAUCUAUAGAUGCAGUGUCAAUAAGUAUUAUUGAGGUCUCGUGAUAUGCUCUGGUUACAUAAGUAUACAGUCAGGACAAUAAUGGUGGUUAGUUUAUCUACUUAGUCAUCUCUCUCUCUUCGCUCUCUCUCUCUCUCCGCUCUCUAUUCUCUGCUCCUCUCUCUCUCUGCUCUCUCUCUCUCGGGUGUGGAAAAAACAACAAUCAGAGACAGACAGGAGACUGAAUAAUGAAGUAGCCUGGUUAAAACCCGUUCCUCCAUUCCUCUUAAUUCCUUCCUUCCUUCUUCAUUCGGCCUCAGUCCUCCUUCCUUCCUUCCUUCUUCCUCAUUCCUUCCUUCCUUCCCUCUCAUCUCCCUUCAAUCCACCUCCUCUCUCCUCUCAUUCUCUCCCUCUCAGGUGUGAUCCUCCUGUUCUGUCGUCAGUAUGACAUCAUCAAAGACAACGAGCCCAACAACAACAAAGCCAAGACCUCGUCCGAGUGCAGUACGCCCGAACACCCACAGGGGGGGCUACUGCGCAGCAACCUCUGA